UCUUUUUGUUUGGGAAAUGUUGUCAUGUUGUAUUUAUGACUGAAAUUUUUCUAUGUAAAAAUAUACAUUGUUGUUAUACACUAGUCAACAAAUUCUUGCUGCUGUUUAUUAAGUUGAUAUUCCGUUCGUUAUUUAUUUUUGUGUUACAUUUUGAAGCUGAAGGGAAAAUGUUGGGCAGCUUUUCAAGUUUCACUGCAGUCGGCUGCCGAGUGACGGAAGUAAACGUCAUUAUCACACUGGAAUAGCCCUUGUCAUCGGUGGAUUUCCAAAGCACGCAUUGCAAUUGCUUUUGUGACUUAGACGCCAGACCUCUGGUGUAGACGAUGGCGCAGACGUCUCAGUCGAUAAGCUUUGCCUUGGACGAGAGUUAAUAGUUCCGCAAACAAACAGCAACCCAAAACGAAAGUUGCUGAAAUGCAAGUGCUGCAGACUUGGCAAUUGAUGGCGGAACUUGUAAACUGGCCGACGAUGCCGAUGCCGAUGCCGAUCCAUGCCAUUACAUUGCAAUUAUGCGAACAACCCCCACGGAAAUGCCCUUUACAUCGUUUGGGCAUUUCUGGGCAGUGCCACCCUUGGCGACCGUCAGACGGUGCACCCCAUGACGUCGCUCGGGGUUCACAAAUUUUACAGCUGUUUGGCUGUUCAAGAUGUAAAAAGGAAAAAUGAAUAUUUUUGUUGAUAAGUAUUUUUAAGACAGCACGACACUCUGGAAGAAGAUUCAACAGAAUGUUUAUAAAGGUAUAAAUGUGACUGCUUCGCCUAAACGGUUCACAGACAAGUAACACCUUCAGAAUGGAAUCUGUUCCCUAUAACUACGACGACUUUACAUGGGUACCAAGCCUAAGCUAUCGACUAUGCGGCUAUGAAAUACUAAAUACAGGCAGGACACGUCGCCAUAUGCUAAUACAGCUCUACCACUUGAUCUGCGUGGGCAGCCACGUCUGUUCUGUUUUAUUCAUGAUACGCCGGAUAAUCGAGUGGGAUACAAUUGGUACCGAUGUCUCCCUGAUAAUACGUUAUGCUACUCUGGUAACGUAUGUCAUAAACUCUGACACAAAGUACGGAACAUCUCAACAGAGAGUCGCCUUUCAACGGCUUAAUAGUAAACUUGCGGCGCUCUUUCCAAAGUCCACACAGGCACGGAUCGACCAUCGCGUCAACGAGUUCUACUGGCCACGCCCACUGCUCAUGCUAAUUGUGGUGUACUUUGGAUCGUCAGCUAUGGUCGUAUUAGGACCUCUCCUGCAGUCGGGUUAUAUCUAUCUAAUGGAGAAACGCUUUCCCUUUAUGCAUUGCUAUCCAUAUUACAUAUUUGAUCCACAGCAGGACCCAUUAUGGCAUUACUUUGUGAUUUAUGUUCUGGAAUGGAUGCACAGUACUUUGAUGGUCAUAUCGAAUAUGAGCACAGAUCUGUGGCUGGUAUGCUUUGAAGUGCAGAUAUGCAUGCAUUUUGAUUACAUUGCGCGAUCUCUAGAGAGUUACCAGCCUCACUGGACGCGUGACUCCGUCGAUAGGAAAUUCAUUUCCGAUCUGGUGGACACGCAUGUCCAAUUAUUAGACCUUCAGGAUGACCUCAAUGGCAUCUUUGGGGGUUCACUUUUGUUAAGCCUGAUUACAACUUCGGGCGUAUUCUGCACUGUGGCAGUUUACACUCAGCUUCAGGGACUAAAUCUAGAAGGAAUUACCUACAUCGUAUUUAUGAUGACGGCAACUUCUCAGGUUUACUUGGUGUGCUACUAUGGCGAAUUAGUUCGGAUUUUGAGCACAAACAUUACCCAUGCCGCCUAUAACCACAACUGGUCCGAUGCAUCGCCGGCUUACAAAAAAUUCUUGUUGAUUAUCAUCACACGUGCACAGAGGCCAGCUGAAUUAAGCGCCAUGGGCUAUCUACCAGUAUCGCUGGACACUUUUAAGCAAGUUAUGUCAGUGACUUAUCGCGUCUUUGCGUUGAUCAGACAAAUGAUCGAAUAGAAUGUGGAUGCUAACAUCAUAUCCGGAUAUUUAUUGCCUUACAAUUCACAGUUUAUCUACAUAGUUCACGUAAAAUACAUUUGUAUUACGAUCACUUUGGAUCCGUAGGUAACUUGAA
Drosophila montana is the source of this 2089-nucleotide messenger RNA. It is a transcript of the gene Or85f, whose product is annotated as Odorant receptor 85f. The record is from RefSeq and is a predicted model, not a curated record. The transcript has 6 exons. Gene Ontology annotation, biological process: sensory perception of smell; detection of chemical stimulus involved in sensory perception of smell. Gene Ontology annotation, molecular function: odorant binding; olfactory receptor activity. The coding region runs from base 793 to 1971 and encodes 392 amino acids. Lineage: Eukaryota; Metazoa; Arthropoda; Insecta; Diptera; Drosophilidae. Gene Ontology annotation, cellular component: plasma membrane.